This is a messenger RNA of Chiloscyllium plagiosum (whitespotted bambooshark), 1371 nucleotides long. It is a transcript of the gene sh3yl1, whose product is annotated as SH3 and SYLF domain containing 1. Gene Ontology annotation, biological process: regulation of ruffle assembly. Gene Ontology annotation, molecular function: protein binding; phosphatidylinositol binding. Lineage: Eukaryota; Metazoa; Chordata; Chondrichthyes; Orectolobiformes; Hemiscylliidae. Gene Ontology annotation, cellular component: ruffle membrane. The record is from RefSeq and is a predicted model, not a curated record.
GACAGCUGCGAAGCAGGGGCCCUUCAGGAUCUAUUGGGUAGUGACCAGGUGUAGUUAGCUCAGGUAAACUCAGAAAGUGAGUUUGGGCUGGGACUCUGAUAGUCUGCAUUUAAGAUUUUUAGAGGAUCAUUAUUUGUAAAAUGAAUCCAAUUCCCUCAAACCUCAAAUCUGAGGCCAAGAAAGCUGCAAAAAUUCUGAGAGAGUUUACUGAAAUAAGUUCAAGAAAUGGACCUGACGUAAUUAUACCAGCUCACGUGAUAGCUAAAGCACAAGGACUUGCAAUCAUCUCGGUGAUUAAAGCUGGAUUUUUAGUAACUGCUCGUGGAGGCAGUGGAAUUGUAUUGAGUCGCCUGCCAGAUGGAAGGUGGUCUGCUCCUUCAGCAAUCGGCAUUGCUGGACUUGGUGGGGGUUUUGAGAUUGGAAUUGAGGUAUCCGAUUUGGUGAUAAUCCUGAAUCAGAAGCGUGCAGUUGAUGCUUUUGCAAAAGGGGGAAAUCUCACAUUAGGUGGAAAUUUUACAGUCGCAAUUGGGCCCAUUGGCAGAAACUUAGAGGGAGAUGUUGCUGUUAGGAGUUCAGCUGCUGUCUACACCUACUGCAAGUCACGUGGGUUGUUUGCUGGAAUAUCAUUAGAAGGAUCUUAUUUGAUUGAAAGAAAAGAGACCAAUCGCAAGUUUUACUGCGAAGACAUCCGAGCAUGUGCAAUUUUGUAUGGCGAUGUUGAGCCUCCAGCUGUGGCCCAUGAGUUGUAUGACAUACUGGAUACAUUUAAUGAGCAAUACCAGAAGGAAGAACAACGUGGAAAUAAGAAAAAAGUAAUAAGAGCACAAGCAAGGGCCAAAGAAUCACAAAAGUCCUCACCCAGACCACAACGUAUGCAGCCAUCCGUGAAUGGAGGAUUAAGAGAUAAUCCGUGGGAAAUGCCUUCAACUGUGACAGCAAUGCACUCGUUUGAGGGACAAGCACCAGGUGACCUGAGCUUCCGUGCAGGUGAUAAAAUCACUGUAACAACCCGAACUAAUUCUCAGUUUGACUGGUGGGAAGGAAAACUCCAUGGAAAUGUUGGCAUUUUCCCAGCUAACUAUGUAUCUGUUUCCCAAGAUUACUGAUUGUUAAUCACACAUUUAGCAUUGCCAAAUGUUGUCCUUUGAUUUGUUACAAUAUGAAGACUAUAAGCCUUAUAUGAACAAAUUUGGUCUUUAAAUAUACAUAAAUAAAUAGAUACCUAAUUAAUACGCAAAGCUGCCACAAUAUUUUUCUAUUCAUAAACCAAAUCCAGGAUGUUCAAUGUUACAUAACUGCCAAGAUUUGCUUGUGCACCAUCGAUACUUUUAUUAUUCAGAUAUCUAUUUUCUAGAACAUAUUUUAUAUAGU